GGCUGAAUGGUGCUGGGGAGAUUGGCGUCCUGCAGCGCGGGCGACAACUCCAGUUGUGACAGGUGGAAAUUAUCGAUGGUGCAAAGAAACCCAGCGUAACUGAAGUGCCAGCGAUUUGCUGGGAAUUUACUGUUGUAAACCGCGUCGCCGCCAGAACAAGCCACUCUAUAGGCGUCAUACUCAAAGGAUAACAUGGAAAAAAUACAGCAAGGAGGAACUUUGAAUGCCGCAAGCCACAGCUUUUAGGCGCCCGUCCCUGCGUCAUCAUCACUCCACAGCUGGCUCCGAUGGCGGUCAUCCUGCCAGCGUUAACAUACUGCCCCUCCCACUGCGAAGGCCCAUUGCCAAUUGCCUUACACGUGGACUUCACCCACUUUGGAAGAAUCACGUUCCUCUGACGAAAAAGUGUGAGCCAAUCCUGAAGGCACAGAGACAGCGGCUCAAACUGCUAGCUAUCACGAGCGAAGAAUGCGAGAACAGAAGACUCCAGAACUUCCGCAAGGCGUCAAGAUCUCGGCCCUCUCCAAACACCGCCGACUUCUACAGGCUGGGAAACUUCCUGGUCAAGUUCGGGGCUUCCACUUGGUUUACACAGCGGCGUUGCUCUCCGAGGGAAGGUGGCCUACAGGCGAUGGGAUGGUUGCAUGUUUCGCACCCAGAACAAGGACACCUGGAAACCGUCUCUAUCGUCUUUGUUUCUCUGCCAUGACAAUAUUUAUGCAAACAACGAAUGCCGGUACUGAUCCUAUUUCAACGUACUUUGGUCGGUGCUCCUUUGUGCAAUUGUGCUGCAACAACGCACCUCUAAUCAUUUUCGGAGAACCCGCCAUGAUGUACCAGUAGUUAUGACGAUCUGUCGCUAAGCGAAAGUUUUCGUAUUCUAAGUUGGAUUUAAUCUAAAGGUCAUCGAAAUCUA
Molecule: messenger RNA, 916 nt
Organism: Dermacentor albipictus
Lineage: Eukaryota; Metazoa; Arthropoda; Arachnida; Ixodida; Ixodidae
Source: RefSeq, a predicted model, not a curated record